AGUGAAUGCGUGCGUCUAGCAAAAUCAAGCGAGGGCUACGUUACCGUGAAUCGGCGAGUGGAGGCUGGCUUUACCCCAGUGUAGUAAACAGUUGUCUCGUUACCUUACUUGUGUCUUGUGGGUAGAGUCUCGCAACCUUUGAACAGGCAGCGGUGUCAGUGCACAACAGCUCUGCUUUGCCUCACUUUAAUAAAGAGCUGACCUCUGGUGAGUCUACACACAGAGGAUGUUUCCUGCCAGCAGAUACUCCUGUAAAGCACACAGGUGUAUCAGGACAUUGACAACACUACAGACAGAUCAUGUUGUCCCUCAGCUAUACACACAUGUACACAGGAGGGCAUGCUCCUCGCUGUCAACACCCCGCAUCACCACACACUACACUAUCCAUCCUCGAGAUAAAGAUCCAAGAUGGCAAGAUAUUGAAAUGGAAAGGUUUGCUGAUGAGGCAGACGUGGUGAUCGUGGGUGGGGGCCCUGCUGGACUUUCAGCUGCCAUUCGCCUUAAGCAGCUAGCCAACCAACAUCAGAAGGAGCUGCGAGUGUGUCUGGUAGAGAAGGCAUCUCAGCUUGGAGCACACACUCUCUCUGGAGCCUGUUUGGAGCCCAGUGCCCUCACCGAACUCUUCCCUGAUUGGAAGGAACGAGGGGCGCCUCUGAACACUCCAGUGACAGACGAUGUGUUCAGUAUUUUCACUGAGAAACACAGAAUUCCUGUUCCCAUUUUGCCAGGUCUGCCCAUGCGGAACCACGGUAACUACAUUGUGAGGCUGGGUAACCUUGUCCGUUGGCUAGGGGAACAGGCCGAGGAGCUCGGAGUGGAGCUGUACCCUGGAUAUGCUGCCUCAGAGGUCCUAUUCCACGAGGACAGAAGUGUAAAAGGUAUUGCCACUAAUGAUGUAGGCAUCGCUAAAGACGGCUCACCAAAGGAUGUUUUUGAGCGAGGCAUGGAGCUUCACGCUAAAGUCACAUUGUUUGGGGAAGGCUGCCAUGGCCACUUAGCCAAGCAGCUUUACAAGCAGUUCAACCUUCGUGAGAACUGCGAACCCCAGACUUACGCUAUCGGCCUUAAAGAGUUGUGGGUGAUUGAUGAGAAAAAAUGGAGGCCUGGCAGAGCGGAGCACUCUGUGGGCUGGCCCCUGGACAGGCACACAUAUGGAGGAUCCUUCCUGUAUCACCUCAAUGAAGGAGAGCCUAUGGUCGCCCUAGGCUUUGUGGUUGGUCUGGACUACUCCAACCCCUACUUGAGUCCUUUCAAGGAGUUUCAGCGCUGGAAGCAUCACCCCUUCGUAGAGUCCACGCUGGAGGGAGGCCAGAGGAUCGCUUACGGAGCCAGAGCCUUAAAUGAGGGAGGAUUCCAGUCCAUCCCAAAGCUGACUUUCCCAGGAGGACUCCUCAUUGGUUGCAGCCCAGGCUUCAUGAAUGUUCCAAAGAUCAAAGGGACCCAUACUGCUAUGAAGAGUGGCAUAUUGGCUGCUGAGGCCCUUUUCCCUAAAGUCACAGCAGAAAACCUGGAUUCAGAAACAGCAGGGCUCCAUGUACCUGAGUACAGUGACAACCUGAAAACUUCCUCUGUGUGGAAGGAGCUGCGUUCGGUGAGGAACAUUAGGCCAUCCUUCCACAAUCCCCUUGGCCUGUAUGGUGGCAUGGUUUAUACUGGAAUUUUCUACUGGAUCUUACGUGGAAAAGAGCCCUGGACACUCAAACACUGUGGCAUCGAUGCAAACCAGCUGAAACCAGCUAAAGAUUGCACACCCAUCGAGUAUCCUAAGCCUGAUGGGAAAAUUAGCUUUGACCUUCUCUCCUCUGUGGCCCUGAGUGGCACCAACCACGAGGGGGACCAGCCUCCACAUCUGACCUUAAAGGAUGACAGCGUCCCAGUCGCCAGGAACCUGGCCAUUUACGACGGACCUGAGCAGCGCUUCUGCCCUGCAGGUGUGUACGAGUACGUUCCCGUGGAAACCGGAGAUGGGAUGAGGCUGCAGAUCAAUGCUCAGAACUGUGUCCACUGUAAGACCUGUGACAUCAAAGACCCGAGUCAGAACAUCAACUGGGUGGUGCCUGAAGGAGGCGGAGGACCUGCUUACAAUGGAAUGUGAACUUCAUUUGUUUGUUUUUCCUGUUUGUCUUGAAGGAUUUUACAGUAUUUUCACAUUCAGGGUCACAGGAAGGUCCAGAGUACGUGCCUCAUUAUGAUUAUUGUACUUCGCUGCUGUCUGGGUGUACAAGAGUUAAGUUAUGUGUCGUUUUAUCAGGCUUGAGAAUUGAAAACAGGACCAUGUGGAAGUCCAGCUGUUUCUGCAUUACCUUUGUGGGGCAUUUAAUUCAUCAGACUGGCUCUUGUUUUUAAGAGGAAUAUUUGACCAACAGCAAUAGUUAAGUUUAUUUCUAUGUUGCAAAAUUAAAGGAGCUGUACAAAUAAUGUUUAAGCAUCACUGGUGGCAUUUCUUAAGAAACAAAACUAUUGCAUGGUGUCACUAAUAAUAAAGAACACUUGACGGUU
Molecule: messenger RNA, 2499 nt
Organism: Nothobranchius furzeri (turquoise killifish)
Lineage: Eukaryota; Metazoa; Chordata; Actinopteri; Cyprinodontiformes; Nothobranchiidae
Gene: etfdh
Product: electron transfer flavoprotein dehydrogenase
Biological process (GO): electron transport chain
Cellular component (GO): mitochondrial inner membrane
Molecular function (GO): electron-transferring-flavoprotein dehydrogenase activity; iron-sulfur cluster binding
Source: RefSeq, a predicted model, not a curated record